Salvelinus fontinalis (brook trout) is the source of this 2360-nucleotide messenger RNA. RefSeq names its product G-protein coupled receptor 55-like. Gene Ontology annotation, biological process: phospholipase C-activating G protein-coupled receptor signaling pathway; positive regulation of Rho protein signal transduction. The transcript is spliced from 3 exons. The coding region runs from base 97 to 1053 and encodes 318 amino acids. The record is from RefSeq and is a predicted model, not a curated record. Lineage: Eukaryota; Metazoa; Chordata; Actinopteri; Salmoniformes; Salmonidae. Gene Ontology annotation, molecular function: G protein-coupled receptor activity. Gene Ontology annotation, cellular component: membrane.
AUAGGAAGUGGUCAUGGGGGGAAAAAAACAGAACUGUGAAACUACUGUGUCUGGAACAGAUAGACAGACAGACUGAUAGACAGACGCACCAGCAGAAUGGCAUCUAUAAGCGACACCAUGGAACCCAACUGCUCCUUCGACGAGGUGGACCUUCUGAUGACAUCACUGGAGCUCGUCAUCUACGUGCCCAUCUUCGUGUUUGGCCUUAUCCUCAACGUCCUUGCCCUGGUUGUCUUCUGCAUCUUCCUCCGCAAGUGGAGCGAGUCCACCAUCUACAUGACCAACCUAGCCCUCAUGGACCUCCUUCUCCUCCUCCUGCUCCCCUUCAAGAUGCACGCCACCAACCACCAAUGGGCGGCCCACCACCGCUUCCUAUGCUCCCUCCUGGAGAGCUUGUACUUCGUGGGGAUGUACGGCAGCAUCUAUACCAUCGCCUGCAUUGCUGUGGACCGCUGGGUGGCCAUAUGCCACCCAUUCCGCGCCAAGCAGCUCCGUUCCCCCCGGGCUGCUUUGGGGACCUGCAUCCUGGUCUGGGUGGUGGUGCUGGGGGGCAUCUCCCCCAUCUAUGGGUUCCGCAAGGAGGAAACGGGGUACUUCCACUGCUUCCACACGUUCUCAAAGGAGGGCUGGCAUCCAAAGGUGAUCGGCUGCCUGUUGAGCUUCGGGUUCGUGGGGCCGGCCCUGGUGCUGGUGGUGUGUUCAGCCCAAAGCAUCCGGACACUGAGGCAGUCGGGCCAGGAGAGCCCUAAAAGCAGAAGCUGCGUGAAGAUCAUUUACAGUAGUCUCUGUGCCUUCCUGGUCCCGUUCACGCCCAGCCACCUGGGCAUCCUGCUGCAGUUCCUGGUGCAUCAAAGCCUGAUCGAGGACUGCUUGGCCAAGACGAGGAUCAGCUUGUACAUUCAGGUGACCAUGAGUCUGGCCAACAUCACAUGCUGUCUGGACGCUCUAUGUUACUACUUCAUCACCACGGAGGUGAGGAGCUCCAAGCAGACCUUCACCUUCAGGAGGUCCAUGAGCCAGAAGAGAGCCACCACCAGCACUUCGGAGGUCUGAUAAGACCCACGGAAGAAAAAGCACUGACCCAAACUGGUUGAAAUGACGUUUUAACCAUUUUCGCCCACUGGGAAGUUACUGGCUGUAAUCUGACUAAGUUUGUGAGACAUUCUGCCACUGUUUGAGGACAAGGGACGUCGACAAGGAAAAAGGAGUGUUUAUUGUUGAAAACAAGGUAGGUUGAAGGACAACAAGGUACUGUAGGUUGAAUAGGAGAAGUCAGUUUGCUUACAAUAGGCAUUCAUGAGCUCUAUAAGUCAUACAGUACGUGGGCUAAGACAUACAGUCAGGUCCAAAAUGAUUGGAUCCCUUGAUAUAGACGAUCAAAAAAGACUGUAUAAAAUAAAUUAUACAAAUACUGAGCUGUAUUGUAUGCUCAAUAAAAUAAAAAAAAGACAAUUAUAUUAUUUUAUGCUAAUACAAUUGCUGAGAAAAAGAGAUUUUGUUUCACAAGUCAUUUUUUUGAAAUCUCAAAAAGAUAUGGAUCCCCAUUUUUCAAUACUCCAGCACCCUCCCCUUGCAAGGAUAAUGACGCUGAGCCUUUUUCUAAAAUGUUUUAUGAGAUUGGAGAACACAUUGGGAGGGAUCUUUGACCAUUCCUCUAAACAGAAUCUUUCCAGAAUAUUUCCUUGGUCUGCGCUUAUGGACUACCCUCUUCAAUUCAAACCAUAGGUUUUCAAUGGGGUUCAAGUCCAGAAACUGAGUUGGCCAUUGCAAAAUGUAGAUUUUGUGGUCAGUUAACCAUUUCUUUGUGGACUUUGAUGUGUGCUUGGGUUUAUUGUCUUGCUGGAAGAUCCACUUGCGGCCAAGUUUUAGCCUCCUAGCAGAGGCAACCAGGUUUUUGGCUAAAAUGUCCUGGUAAUUGAUAAAGUUCAUGAUGCCGUUGACCUUAUUAACAGAGGCCCCAGGACCGGUGGAAUCAAAGUAGCCCCAUAACAUCAAAGAUCCACCACCAUAUUUUACAGUCGAGAUGAGGUAUUUUGCAUAUGCGUUGUUCCUUCGAAGGCCAAACCGACCAGUGGCGUGCGUGGCCAUAUACUUCUAUUUUCAUGUCAUCUGAUCAUAGUUUGCUAAAUGGCAUUGGCACUUAGAUUGGAACCGGUCAUAUGACAUAUUUUAUUUUAUACAGUCUUUUUUGCUCAGCUUUAUCAAGGGAUCCAAUCAUUUUGGACUCCACUGUAUGUGGGCUAAGACAGCACGCCACUGGUUUCAACUGCCGUCAUACGGAAAAAAUCUCCCUUAUCUGUGUAUACAGUAUGCUGAAUGUUACUGUGGAGUUAUAAUUAAACAUAUGUUCAUCAACUAUA